AGCACCAAACAGUUUGCAUCGAACGGCGGCCGAUGCAAGUUCAGUUUCCAACUUUAAACCGUUAAGAAAAGUAGACGAACAGACUAACGGCUACGCGGACAAUUUAAUAUUCUAAGCCAACAAAGACCGUGUGCUGUGCGCAGAAUUUGAGUGAGGACAAGCCUUUGCAUACUUAAAAGUCACAAUAAAAACAGGAAAAAAUUACUAAAACAAAUACAACAGUGAUUUAUAGCAUUUGUUUUUGUAAAUGCGGCACAAAUGUAGUAAACAAGAGGAAGAAUUAGCUACAAAUACAAAUUAUUCAGUUAGCCUAGACGUGGACAGAGCCGCAAGAAACCAUACAAACGUUAAUCACGUGUGACUGCGCACCUACGCAAGCCCCUUUAUAUUAUUGUGUAUGGUAUAAAAUAUAAAAAAGUUCCAACAUGAUUGAACGCGACGUCAUACACACAAAUAAAACUUCAAAACGCAUAAUGGACAUCAUGCAGGAUAUAAGUGAAUUCUUUGUGGUAUUUGUAAAAAUACUUUUAGAGUUAUUGCAUAGUCUUUUCGAAAAGUUUAUGACCAAAAAGCUGAAGGAUAUUAGCGGUGAGAUUAUAUUAAUAACAGGCGCUGGCCAUGGUAUUGGACGCGAAUUGGCGCUGCAUUAUACCGCAUGGGGUAGUGUUGUUGUCUGUGUCGAUAUAAAUGAGAAGAACAAUGAAGAGACUUUGAAGAAAGCUAAAAGACUUAUGCAAAAUUCUGUUUACGCUUACACUUGCGAUGUUGCGGAUCGUGAUGCAGUUUUGAAGUUAGCCGCCAAAGUUGAAGCUGAAGUUGGUCGUGUCUCUGUGUUGGUAAACAAUGUCGGCAUCAUGCCGACACAUCCGCUGGAGCAACAUACUGCUGAAGAGAUAAGACGCGUAUUCGAUAUAAAUGUCUUAUCACAUUUCUGGACACUUGAAGCAUUCCUGCCGCAAAUGAAGCAACAGGGACGUGGUCAUAUCAUAUGUAUUUCCUCGAUUGCCGGAGUUGUAGGGCUAACAAAUUUAGUGCCAUAUUGUGCAACUAAGUAUGCUGUGCGUGGCAUGAUGGAGGCGUUGCAUGAGGAAAUACGCGAGGGACCCUACAAGGACUUUAUAAAACUGACAGUUGUUUACCCCUAUAUGACCAACACUGGUCUCUGCAAACGGCCAAAAGUGAAGUUUCCUUCAAUGCUUGGCCUACUGGAUCCCAAGGAGGUGGCCAAACAUAUUGUGGAAGCACACCGUUCAAAUGUUAAUGAAACUACAAUACCUGGUAGCCUGCUCCAUGUCAAUAAUUGGUGUCGCUUGUUGCCUUUGCGUUGUGGUCUUUUACUUAAGGAUUAUAUAGAUAGUGGUGUUGAAUCAGAUUUGUGAAAUUGUUUUACCUUCAAGCUAAGCUAACUUCAAUGUUUAUUUUCUAAUUGGCUUUGUAUUAUAGUGUGUGGGUUUUGUUUUGUAAGUAUGUAUUUUAUAAAGAGUAAUAAAAUUGAUGUUCGGUUAUAUAUGAACAAUAAACAAAUUACGAGCAGUAGGAAAA
This is a messenger RNA of Bactrocera neohumeralis, 1542 nucleotides long. RefSeq names its product epidermal retinol dehydrogenase 2. Gene Ontology annotation, cellular component: lipid droplet. The transcript is spliced from 6 exons. Gene Ontology annotation, molecular function: oxidoreductase activity, acting on the CH-OH group of donors, NAD or NADP as acceptor. Bases 426 to 1379 code for a protein of 317 amino acids. Lineage: Eukaryota; Metazoa; Arthropoda; Insecta; Diptera; Tephritidae. The record is from RefSeq and is a predicted model, not a curated record.